Messenger RNA from Geodia barretti, 1098 nucleotides. The record is from the annotation of a GenBank genome assembly. NCBI's taxonomy places the organism in Eukaryota, Metazoa, Porifera, Demospongiae, Tetractinellida, Geodiidae.
AUGCUGCUAAGAUUUGAAUCACUGGCAUGGGAAUACCUUCCAAUUGAUGAACUUCAUGGAACAGUCAGGAGAUUAACAAGAGCUGGCACAACUGAUCCAGCAUUACUGGAAAGGGCCGAGGAUUUGUGUGAAAUUAGAGAUCAGAUUCGAGACAAAAAGGCUAACACAGCUGUAGCUGCUGUUGACGAAAGUGAUGAUACAGGUUAUAAGUCUCUUCCAAUACUCCCAGAGUGGAAGGAAAUCAAGGAAGACAAUGGUACUCCCCCUGAGGUUCGUCCCAAUAAAGUGGACGCUCCAUACAAGGACUGGAUGGAGUACUAUGACAUACAGUUUCGUCUCGUUCGGGAAGAUUUCAUUGCACCUCUGCGACGUGGUGUGACUACCUUCCUACAGGGAGACAAGGGAAAGAAGAAUAGAGAUGUUAAAACCUACAGCGGAGUCACGAUUGUGUCUCAAGUGACAACAAAAGAAAAAGGAAUUUGUUUUAACGUGAAAUUUGAUGUGUCUCGUUUUCGAAACUACAACUGGAGUGUAACGAAAAGGCUGAUUUUUGGGUCGCUUUUAUGUUUCAUUCCUACACACGAAAAUCCCGAAUCGACUGUUCUAUUUGCAACUGUUGCUGAGAGUGAUUCUUUGAAAUUAAAAGAAGGGAAAGUAAUGGUUCAAUUCGAAAAAGAUAUCCUUGAGGCAAUGACCUACUGUAGAAAUGAAACAGAGUUUGAAAUAAUCGAAUCAAAUGUUUAUUUUGAAGCAACAAGUCCAAUUCUCCGAAGUAUCCAGACAGCAAACACUGAAACAAUGCCAUUCACAAAGCAAAUAAUUCACGGAGAUUGUGGUACAGUUUUGCCACCGGUUUACUUACGUGCCAAUGAAGAAGAGUCUCCUAUAUAUAAUCUAACCUGCUUAUAUGGAUCAAAAAGACGACUAAAAAUGUUAAGGGUGAAUGUUUUGGAAAAGGAAAGCUGGGAGGCAGCGAAUGACAGUGAACUAGAUUCAUCACAGCUGAGUGCAAUCCAGACAGCUCUGACUCAAGAGAUUGCUGUCAUUCAGGGACCACCAGGGACAGGGAAAAACCUACAUUGGGUUAAAGAUAGUUGA